Penicillium daleae is the source of this 2172-nucleotide messenger RNA. RefSeq lists its product as uncharacterized. Bases 1 to 2172 code for a protein of 723 amino acids. Lineage: Eukaryota; Fungi; Ascomycota; Eurotiomycetes; Eurotiales; Aspergillaceae. Gene Ontology annotation, cellular component: membrane. The record is from RefSeq and is a predicted model, not a curated record. The transcript has 3 exons.
AUGGCUGACCUUACUGCUCCUCCGGUCAAUGGGAUUGUUGCCAAUGGCGAAACCUCCGCGCCGGCGAUGCGCGGUGCUAGCGACCGCUUCGAGCUCAUCUCCGGCCCCCUAAUCAACCUCAAGAACAUGCACUAUCAGCCCUCCCCAGUUUGGCAAGGCAGUGUAUUGAUCGUGACGAAACCUGGCCAGGACCAGCCCCAGCUCCACCUGCGUCAGCUCGGCCCCGUUGCAUCCCACGGACAACCUCCGCAAUCUCCGACAGACCAAACAAUCCAAGGCUUGAAGCUCUACGAGGAUCCACAGAAGGCAUUCUGGCGCUUCUCUCUGGCCGUGCCCGUCGAGUCCUACGAGGCGCGUUGGCAGUACGAUAUCCCGGGUCUGUACAAUGAAUCGGCAGAGCCAGUCAAGGCGCCUUGGAAUUUUGUCGUUCCUGCGGAGGAUCAGUCCAUGCGCAUCAUGUUCCAUUCUUGCAACGGCUUCUCCGUCGGUACGGACAUGGACGCUUGGGUGGGCCCUAAUCUGUGGAACGACGUCCUGCGCGUCCACGGCGAGAGACCCUUCCACGUGAUGGUCGGUGGUGGUGACCAGAUCUACAACGACGGGAUUCGCGUGGAUGGGCCUUUGAAGGCGUGGACCGCCAUUGCCAACCCUCACAAGCGCCGUACCCAUGCCUUUGAUAACAAGAUGCGUGUUGAUUGCGAUGAUUAUUACUACGCCAACUAUGUGCGCUGGUAUAACACCGAGCCUUUCCGCUCUGCGAACGGGCGUAUCCCGCAGGUCAACAUUUGGGAUGACCACGAUAUCAUUGACGGCUUUGGCUCCUACACAGAUCACUUCAUGAAGUGCGCUGUGUUCCGCGGUAUUGGCGGUGUCGCGUUCAAGUAUUAUUGUCUGUUCCAGCACCACAUCGCCCCACCCAAGUCGACCUUCACCACGGAUGCGCCUGAGACUAUGCACGCGGUGAACGGUACCUCUGGCGUGGACCCGCGCCAAGUCGAGAACACUUACGUCCUUGAGAACCAGCCCAAGGAUGACAGCUGGAUCAUCGGCAAGCGACCUGGUCCGUACGUUGAGGAGUGUAGUCGCAGUCUGUACAUGCGCUUCGGCAAGCGCAUUGGAUUUGUUGGUCUGGAUGCUCGCACUGAGCGCACUCGACACCAGGUCAAUUACCCUGAGACCUAUGACCAAAUUUUCCAGCGGCUACAGCAAGAGAUUGAGGCCGCUAAUGGCGACCUCAAGCAUCUUGUCGUGCUUCUCGGCGUGCCCAUUGCCUACCCGCGUCUUGCCUGGCUAGAAAACAUCCUCACUUCGCCCAUAAUUGCGCCCAUCCGGCUGCUGAACAAGCGCUUCGGCGUAGCGGGUGGUUUCUUCAACGAGUUUGACGGGCAGGUCGAUCUACUGGACGAUCUGGAUGAUCACUACACGGCGCGUCAGCACAAGCGCGAGCGUAAGAUGCUCAUUCAGAGACUGCAGGAGCUCGCGCGCGCCAAUUCCAUCCGCGUGACUAUUCUCGGCGGCGACGUGCAUCUUGCGGCGGUCGGCCGCUUCUACUCACACCCGAAGCUGAACCUUGCCGGCGAGAACGACCACCGCUUCAUCGUCAAUGUCGUCAGUUCCGCCAUUACGAACAAGCCCCCACCCAAGGCUGUUGCGAACCUUCUAGCCCGCCGCAACAAGAUCCAUCACCUCGACCGCGAGUGCGAUGAGACGCUGAUGCCGUUCUUUGACAAGCAGCCCGGUGGCGUGGAGAAGAGCGCAACUUGGAAUAAGGUGACCAUGCCGUCGCGUAACUUUGCCACGUUAACCGAGGUCGUGGCGCCCAUUACGAAUGGCGAUGGCGUCCAGCCGGUGACUGCCAAGCUCGACCGUCUGCCCAAGGACGGCCAUGCUCCUUUGCACAAGGGCGAGGUUGAGGCUGGCUCGACGCACAUUGCGGCGGAUGGAUUCAGCGCACACAGUGGCAUGUACGGUGGAUUGGACGUAUCUAUUCGAGUGGAGAUUGAUCCCCAUGAUCGAAAGGGGACGACGGAGGGAUAUGGAUUUAGCAUUCCCCCACUGUUGGCUACCGAAGGACCGCCCGCCUCAUCGCGUCUGAGCAUCCGCUCGCGCAUUUCUCGACAGAAUUCGCGCCAGGAACAGGAACAGCCCGGACGACCUUCGACUGCGCUAUAA